AUGCCUCUGAUUGUACGCGUAGAAGAGAAUAAAACGCCUGCUGAUGUUAAGAUUAAACAAUCAACUGACGAUGCUUCACCAACUGUCCAACCUAUAAAACCUGGAAAAUAUACAUCACCUAGAAAACAUCCAUUCCGUUGGUCAAGUCGUUCAAGACCAUCUCAUAAGAAAAUGGUAUUAAUGCAUACACAAUCAGCCAGUGGAGGUGAUGCCAGUCAUUAUCUUACUGGCAAAGAAGACAAUUCAACUUAUCAGUCGUCAGGUUCCUUACAACAACAACAACAACAGCAACAGUCGACUCCUGUCAAAUCUAUUCUCAAUACAAAUAAUGGGAAUAAUUAUAAUGUUAUAACGCCUAUAUAUAGCUCACCGAUUAUCAGUAGUACGGCAUCAAGUGGACUGCAUCAGCCGACACUGUCCAGUCGAAUGGUUAAUAAUGCAGAGAUUAUACUUCACGAUUCAAAAAGUGAAUAUGAUGAGGCAGCGGAGUAUACAAGUUUUUGGUCAUUAUCUGUUGGACAGCUGACAAUAUUACGUAAAUUGGCUUUAAUACAGUUGGCGAGUUUAGCUGAGAAACACUGUUCUAUUAAUCGUUCACCAUUUAGUUGGCGAUUUAUUAAAUAUCGUGCUCUACUGUCAAGCGGUGAUUCAAAUCUCUUAGCAAAUUCAUUAAUCACUUCACCGUUAUCAGAUAAAAAACCAUUUUCCAAUUCAAAUGAUGAAACUUGUGCUGCACGAUUGAAUUCCAUUGAGCCAAAUAGUAUUAUUUCUCAACAAAAUGAACGUAUUAUCACACAGUUACCAACUCAUCACAAUGUAUCCUACAGUGGUCCUGUAUUCGGCCAAUCAUUGUCUAGUUGGCAACGUAGACUUGGUUAUCCACUCCCACCAGCUGUUGUACAUAUGAUGGAUCAUUUAGAAAUGAAUGGAACUACAGCGCAUGGAAUAUUUCGACGUCCUGGAGGUAAAUUAAGAAUGCUGGCGUUAAGAGAAGAAAUUGAACGGGAUAUAAAUUGGAAGAAAUUUGAUGACUGGCAACCAUAUGAUAUAGCUGACCUGUUGAAGCAGUUCUUUCGUGAACUCCCUGAAUGUCUAUUUACAAGUAAACUGGCAACUGUACUUGUCAACGUCUACGUAUGUGUUCCAAAUUCCGUUCAAAUUGAUCUACUACGCUGGAUAUUGAUUAGUCUACCGGAUGAAAAUCGUAUCGUGUUACAAAAGUUAUUAUACCUUCUGAAUCAUUUAUCACGUCAUAGUGAUGUGACUGAGAUGAGUGCUAGUAAUCUAGCAGUUUGUUUUGCUCCAUCCCUUUAUCGAUUAAUUAAACCACCAACCUUAUCUAAUCAAGGUGUAAGUCUUAGUCCACGACGUUUAAGACGAACAACUAGUGGACCAGAUCCAAAAGAUUUAGCUGAUCAACGAGCUGCUCAACUUAGUCUAAGUGCAAUGAUUAAUUUAGCACCGAAUUUAUUUCAAAUAUCAUGUUCUCUAUUAAAUCAUUCAACUCUCCUGACAAGUUUAACGCCUAUACCACAAGAUUUAGAAACAAUUAUAGCUAAUGGUGAUUGGCCACAAUGGAUACAAACAUCACUGACUGAUUUAAUACGUGAAUGUUCAUCGUCAAAAUCUAAAGGUUGGAAUGUUAUCAAUCGUGAAGCUAUGAAAUGUUAUGGUGUUGAUUCUGGAGCUAAUGAAUUAUUAGAUGGUUUUGAAGUUCAUUACAAAAAGAUUCCAAAUUCAAGUGAAACAAAGACUACACCGAACACUUUACGUCUGUGGCGUUGUUCACUUCAUAUACCUGAAUCGAAUCCACGUACUAUAUUGAAUCGAUUCUGUGAAGACAGAACUUCAUGGGAUCCAGAAGUGUUACAAAUGAAAAUUAUUGAUCAAAUAUCUGAUUGUGUUGAAUUGUGUGAAGUACAUUUGGCUUAUACAUAUCCACAACCAAAAUGUGUACUUCAUUUAAUCCGUGGUAUUCAGCAUACCCUAGACGAUGGUUGUUGUGCUAUGCUUAGCGAAUCAAUAACAAAUACCAGUUUUCCAAAUGUAAAUACAUCUUUCUGUGUACAGUCAACGACAACACCGACAACAACAACAACAAUAACAGCAAUUGGAACUGGAACUCCUGGAAUGAAUCCAUGUGGAAAUAGUAUACUUGGUCAUGUCUAUGAAGACCACGUGUACAUUCGUCCAAGUAAUGAUGGUCAAGGUUGUCGGGUAUAUUUACUAUCACGUAUCGAUUUAAAAGGCUAUGGACCUGAUUGGUAUAUAAAUCAAUGGGGGCAUACAUUAUGUCGAAGACUAGUAAAUCUAAAAAGAUCCUUUCAAAAGUCUAAACCACUACCAGUUUUAGUUUAUGAAUUAGACGAAUCUGUUAAUCGACCUUCUCCGCCACCUUAUGCCACUAUCACAACUACUACUUCUACGACCAUUGAUGAUAACAGUCAAAUUAUUCCAACGACGAUAGAAACGUCGUCAACUCCAACGUUGUCAGGAGUUACCACUACAACAACAACAACAACAACAAAAACAGCAACAACGACUGUUGUGAUCAACAGAUUCUAAAAAAGACGGAAGAAAACAUCAUCCACGUGUAUUGAUCUUCUCAUCAACGAAAAAAAGACACGACACCACGGUACAACCUUCUCCUUGUGUGUAUAUAAUAAUAAUAAUGCAUAAGUGUAUUCUUCCAUUUGAGUAAUUUCUGUCCGCCUUACUCUCUUCCUGCAUCUCUCUGUAUGUGUGUGUGUGUGUGUAUGGAUUUGUGUGUCUUCAUGAACAUUGCUUCCACUGGACCUUUCAUUCAUUUAUUUCUCAAGAGUGUAUACUUAUAUAAAUCCUACUGACGAGUGACGAUAACGUAUUCGCACACUCACACACACACACACACACACACACACGGCGAUGUAUACACGUAUGUCUUCCGACGACGACAACAACAACAAGAAAAUACGAAGAAAUUCUAUUUUUUAUAUACAUAUAAUAAGUUUCUUGAGUAAAACGUGUGUGCCAAUUUGAUUGCAAACGUGAAGAUGUUAAAUGGUGAGAAGAGCUGCGUGUGUGCGGGGGAAGAGUGAUGAGGCCUGAAAGUGGCGGCCAUGUACUUAAUGUAUUUCAUCAGAUUUUUAUUAUAAUUAUUGUUACUACUGAUAUUACUCUAUUAGUAGUAAUUGAGUAAUGUUUAAAAAAUACAAAUUAAUAAGAUUGACUCUUCAUUAUUAUGAUUAUUACACUUACUUGAUAUUAUUGUGUAUGCUGAACUGUGUGUUUGUGUGUGUAUGUGCCGGGGGGGGGGGAUGAUGUGAGUGUACCUGUGUAAUAUUUUUGUUAUUUUUUCUCCAGCCUUUCUUUUGAAAAAGUUCCUUCUUUAACAUUUGUGUUUGUUUAUUGUGCUACAAAGACACCCACCCAUAUUGAUUGAUUGACUGACUGACUGAUCGAUUAAUAUUCAGAGGAUACACUAAUCUUUGUACAUAUGUAUUCUAUUCAUUCUUUACCGCCCCCUCCGCCUACGCUACCCUACCCCAUCUCAUCAAAGAGUUUUACAUUUGAAUUUAAUUCGUUUAAUGUUGGUCAGUUAGAUACUUUAUCGUUAUUAUGAUUAUUACUGGUUACUGAGACAAUUAUGGAGUGGUUGAAUACCAUGAAAUACCUUGAUGAUUGCAGGUGAAUCAAAAAUAAUCGAUAUAUAAGAGAGAGAAGGUUGUUUCGCCUCCUCUCCCCUCUUCCGUUCACUCAACUCCAAUCUCACACACACAUACACACCAGCCAAUAUUUCAUUUGUGAAUGCCAGAGAUAAAUCUAAGAAUUCUUUCUUUUAUUUUCAACAGACAAUAGACGUCGGUGGGUGUGUGUGUGGAACUAAUUACUCACAUGUCUUUCCAUUGUGUUCACUGGCUGACUGACUGACUGAGUGUCCGACUGUUGGAAUGGUUUCGAGCGAUUUUAACUCAUGUGUUUGGGUUGAAUAUUAUUUUUUUCUAUCUUCCUGUGUUUCCUGCCAAACUGGUUUUUCGUCUUGUUUCGUGUGUGCGUAUGAGUGUUUGUGUGCACGCACGUGCACGCGUGUGCCUGCACGUGUCUGAGAGUCCCCUCUCCCCUGUCUUCGUUUAUUUAUUGUUCUACUUUACUACUGCCACACUACUAAUAUUACUCAUGAGUAGAAAUUCUCGAUUUUACCGAUUAUUUUGUUUAUAGAAUAAUAAUUAUGUUAAUAAUGAUAAUAUUAAAUAAUAAUACUGAUCCAGUAGUGAUCAUAAUGAUAAUAAUAAUAUUACUGAUAAUAAUAGUGAAAGAAAUUCUCCGGAGACGGAAACAGAACAAAACAAAAAUUGGAAUUUACUUGAAAUAUACUCAUGUACAACUUGUU
Messenger RNA from Trichobilharzia regenti, 4369 nucleotides. Lineage: Eukaryota; Metazoa; Platyhelminthes; Trematoda; Strigeidida; Schistosomatidae. The record is from the annotation of a GenBank genome assembly.